Messenger RNA from Colletotrichum spaethianum, 1125 nucleotides. RefSeq names its product tRNA wybutosine-synthesizing protein 4. The coding region runs from base 1 to 1125 and encodes 374 amino acids. Gene Ontology annotation, biological process: tRNA methylation. The transcript is spliced from 2 exons. The record is from RefSeq and is a predicted model, not a curated record. Gene Ontology annotation, cellular component: cytoplasm. Lineage: Eukaryota; Fungi; Ascomycota; Sordariomycetes; Glomerellales; Glomerellaceae. Gene Ontology annotation, molecular function: tRNA methyltransferase activity.
AUGGCGCCGCAGCAACAUCGAGUGAGGCAACAUCUGCCCUCCCCGCCGGUCUCGUUCACGACUCGCAAGCACAAGAUCCUGGAGCAACUGAGCGUGCCCGACGCCGAGUACACGGACGCCUCGCCCAAGGGCUCCGUGGACGUCGGCAUCCGUGAGUUGAUCGACGAGCUCAAUGCCCUUGACGGUUUUGUCACAACGAGCAGCUGCGCGGGGCGAGUGAGCGUUUUCCUCGAAGGUCGCAGGGCGGCAGUGGUGCCAGCUUCUGCUUCCACUGGGACGGCCGCCUUUGGCGAGCCCCAUUCUCAGUCGGCAACUCAGAGUGACGACAACAGUAGCACCAUCGCGACGAUAGCAGGCCCCGGGGGAAAGGGAGGCGGCGGCACGUGGCUAUUCGUAUCGCAUGAUCCCGUACCUGAAUCGAACGAUGGCGACGAGAAGCUGUUGCACCUGCUAGGUCUCGUGGGCGAGAAGGAGGCAACCGCCCAAAGCGUGGCCGGAGAGUCGGGCAGCGCUCAGCCUGGGCGGCGGAGAAAGCGGCUCAUUCACUUCAAGUUCGAGCCCAUGAUUCUCCAUGUCCUCACGGCUUCCCUGGCGCACGCUCAGCUCCUGCUCAAAUGCGCAUUCGCAGCCGGUUUCCGGGAAAGCGGCGCCCUGAACCUGCUCCCCACCAUCACUGCCACCGAACUGCAAGACGACUCAUCGUCGCCGGUGACGCCCAUGGUGGGGGUCAGGACAAUGGGCCUAGCACUCGAGUCCUUGAUCGGCUACGUCGACGAUAGCGACGAUGCCCGACACUGCACCGUCUCAGUGGACUACCUGCGGGAUCUGAUGCAGAUUGCCAAUGAGCGCUUCACAGAGAACGCGGCAAGGAUCGCGAGGUUCCGGGCCGCCUUGCAAGACGCCUUGGCGGGGCCUCCGCCCAAGCUGGGCGAAGGGGGUGUGGAGUGGGAGGACGCUGCUGCCCGGAGAGAGCGCAAGAGGGCCGAGGGUUUACGUCGCAAAGAAGAGUUGCUGGCCGCUAGACAGAAGACGCAAACGCAUUCUCAGUCUCAGACUGAGAGCCGGGAACCUCCAUCAGAGGACCCGGUCGGGCUGCCUGAAUACGAACUCCAUGGGCUGAUGUGA